Molecule: messenger RNA, 2176 nt
Organism: Cynoglossus semilaevis (tongue sole)
Lineage: Eukaryota; Metazoa; Chordata; Actinopteri; Pleuronectiformes; Cynoglossidae
Gene: cbx4
Product: chromobox homolog 4 (Pc class homolog, Drosophila)
Exons: 5
Coding region: 336-2033 (565 amino acids)
Biological process (GO): negative regulation of transcription by RNA polymerase II; protein sumoylation
Cellular component (GO): PRC1 complex
Molecular function (GO): SUMO ligase activity; SUMO binding
Source: RefSeq, a predicted model, not a curated record
AGGAGAGAGGAGAGGAGAGGAGAGAGGAGUAGCAGCUCACAGAGCCGCACUACUGUGAAUAUAUCUCUGUACGUAUGUAUCCUGCUGCUGCUGCUGCUGCUGCUGCUGGUGGUGGUUGCCAGGACUGAGGAGUGAGUGUGUGCAAAAGCUAAGAGAGUGAAAGAGCGAGAGGGGGAGGGAGAGGGAGGUGGAGGGAAGAAUACACUUGGAUUUGGAUACAACUGGAAAACUACCAAGCGCGCACAGAACGCACCGAGAGGGAAAGCACAUCGACCGUGCGGAGCCAGCGUUUCACCUUCUCCCUGCCGGGAUCCCGCGGUCGGAUUCAACCGAACAUGGAGCUCCCUGCCGCCGGAGAGCACGUCUUUGCGGUGGAGGGCAUCGAAAAGAAGCGCAUCCGCAAGGGCAAGAUCGAGUACCUGGUCAAGUGGCGAGGCUGGUCUCCCAAAUACAACACCUGGGAGCCAGAGGAAAACAUCCUUGACCCGCGUCUUCUCGUCGCCUUUCAACACAGAGAGAGACAAGAGCAGCAGAUGGGAUACCGAAAGCGGGGGCCAAAGCCAAAACAUCUUCUUCUUCAGGUACCCUCGUUUGCCAGGAGAUCCAGUAUCCCUGCUGGUUUUGAGGAAGCAAGUCAGGAGACAGAGGGUGGAGUCAAGUCAGAUCCUGUCCAGGUCCAACGUCCCCAGAUUCAGCAGUACCAGCUAAACAGCAAGAAGCACCAUCAGUACCAGCCCAGCAGCCCGGAGGUUUCGGCUGACCAGCUCGCCAACGGCAAAAAGAAAUUCAUCUACCAGCUGAACAGCAAGAAGCACCACCACUACGAGCCUGACCCAAAUAUGUUUGACACGCAGGCCUCUAAGCUCAGAGAGGUGGUCAAAGUUCAGGAGCCGGCCUGUAAACAAGCUAAUCCUGGCUGGAACUUACCUCUGGCUCUGCAGCAGAAAUGGGUUCGUGACAAAGACACAGGAUGUUUGAGCAAAGUCAAAGAGUUGGCAGUGGAGGUGAGGAAACCGGUGGUGAAGGAGGCCGAGAGUGAACAUGCCCUGAAACCAGAUCCUAAAGACGCAACGCUGCCGAGCGCUGUCAGCAGCAAAAUGAAGAUAAUCAAGAACAAAAACAAAAACGGACGCAUUGUGAUUGUCAUGAGCAAAUACAUGGACGGUAACAAGGUUCACGCAGCCAAGGGUAAACACGGGGAAUCGUCAGGUGAGGAGAAACCCAUGAGCACCAAACCAUCAGAGAGCAAUCCAGGGCAGAGAACCAAAAUAGGGGAGCAUCUGGAGAAUGGCGUUCCCAAAGAGAUUUGUAACGGCCGCUCCCCUCCUGCUGCAGAGCAUCCCAUCAAGUGUUCUCCAAAGAACAGACAUUUUUCCAAACCUUCACCAAGCACGGCAGAGGAAUACAACACUGAGGUGGCCAGAGGUCAGGCCGAUCUACCUGAUGACCUGCCGUUACAGCUGACUGCCAGCUCACCGUCCAUGUCCUGGGCCAUGGACACCAACAUUCCCACACCUACAGCUGUGGACCAGAUCAGGAUACCUUCAUAUCCUGGCGACCGCAAGCGGAAGCUGUCAGAUCCGGUGGAGGACAGGGGUGUUUCUAAAACCUUUCUGGCCUCCAGGAGCUUCAGUGUGCCCAGCACAGUGGUGCCGCCCCCUCAGGAUAAACCCAUGGACCUACACUGUAGCAGCCGACGUCCCAGCAGCAAUUGCACGUAUGACUUUGUGGACUCUGGCGGCCAGGACGAGCCCAUGGAUCUCAGCUGCCCAAAGACUAAGAGACAAACGGAGCCAGAAUUACGUCCAGAACCACAACCGGAACCGGAGAUAGAACCGGAGCCCGUACAAAAGUCUGAAACACAGCCAGCAGACGCCGAGGCUCCACCUGUGAUGGAGGACACGCCCAAAUCUGCAGAGAAAAGUAAAGAGGCGCCUGUGAAGAAAAUCUCCCCCUUCAUGGGAAACAUCAUCAUCACUGACAUCACGUCAAACAGCCUCACCGUCACCUUCAAGGAAUAUAUCUCUUUCUGAGGAACUCGUUGUGAAUUAUGACCAGCUGGAGCGCCAUGUCAAUAUGUGCAUAUGUAAACAUGUAACAUAUGUAUGUAUCCUGUAUAUAAGGAAAUUUAUAAUUUAUCAUUCAAAUUCAAUAUGUUUCUUAUAAUGUUUUAUAC